Molecule: messenger RNA, 903 nt
Organism: Arabidopsis lyrata subsp. lyrata
Lineage: Eukaryota; Viridiplantae; Streptophyta; Magnoliopsida; Brassicales; Brassicaceae
Exons: 1
Coding region: 228-635 (135 amino acids)
Source: RefSeq, a predicted model, not a curated record
GCAUGUAAUUAUUGGCAAGGAAUAAAAAUGAAUGAGGUCCACAACAUUCACGGGAAUAAAACCAGUCUGUGUCAAAGCUUUGUUCACAAUCUCUCUCUCACCUUUCUCACUUUUUCUCUCUAAAGCAACCACAUCUCUCAAGAUCUUCCUUCCUCACUUUUUCUCUCUAAAGCAACCACAUCUCUCAAGAUCUUCCUUCUUCAUCUUCCUCUCUCUCUCGGCAAGCCAUGAGCUCUUCAAUUAUGAAAACCCUUCAGAUUCGUAAACCCACUUCUCUCCCUAUCUCCUCCACCACCACAGAUGAGCCAGGGCUUCUCCGCCGUCGUCUCUCUUCUCUUUCUCUAAACCUCUCACGUAACCAACCUUCCACCGUCUCAAGAUCCAAGUCGGUCUCUGACAUGGGAGAGCAAGGAGGGAGCUCCGUGAAAGAAUGGUGGGAAUGGAGUUGGUCAUGGAUUCUUUUAAAGAAGUUACCAAUCUUUUUCACAGAUCUUGAGGUUAACAAAAACGAAACCAAAUCAUCAUUGGGGAAUAGCUUCACUCACGUCUUCUUUAAGCUCCGAUCUGAGAUCCGCCGUCUCCUCCGUCCUUCCUCCGACUCUCUUCCACUCUCUUGCAAACACGGACAACGAUGACGUGGCUAUCUUGCUCAUGAGCUCUCUCUAUCUCUCGUUGGAGGUUUAAGAUUUUGUGUGUGUGGCGUCACUUUAAUUCUAAUAAAAUCUCUUAUUUGAUACUUAGUUAUGUAUAAUAUGCUUCAAGUUACAAUUUGCAAUUAUUUCCUACAAUUCGUCAUUCUAAUUUUUUUUUUUUCACAUGUAAUGUAAAAUGUAUAAUUAUUUCAUUUGUUUUAGAAGUUGUGUAUAGUUGUUGUCUUUAUAUUAAGUUAAAACCAUUCUUUCA